AAGUUCGGGGAGCUGUCGAGACGCAGGCGUCGAGCUUCUCUUCUGUCUCUGCGCGUUUUUCAGCUCGGUUCCGACCUCGGUUCCUCAGAGGGGGGCAGAUAUUUGUCCUGUGAAGCCGGAGGACCCCGCCUGCUGUCCCGCCGUCCUCUCAGCAGCAGCAUGCCGGACGUCAGGCUGUGCCUGGAGGCCGUCUCCGCGCUCCUGGGCUGCAGAGCCGAAGCGACAACCGGAAGCUCCCAGUUCACCCCGCAGGACCUGGUCAACGUCGUGGCCCUCAAAGAGUUUUACAAGCAGGAGGGCUUUAAGGAGCUGGAGUACCCCAGCUUGGGGACGCUGUCUCUGCACGACUUAGACGAAGCCGACAUGUACAGCUCGCCCCCGGCCCUGGACGCGCCUCCCGAGAGCUUCCAGCUCACUGUGGAAAUCAACACGGAGAACUUCUUCCACCCUCAGUACGACUACGACUUCACCAACGUAAAGGAUGGAGAUAAGAAGUUCAUGCGUGGUAACGAGCAGUACAUCCGCCCCUGCGGGUGGAACCGCGCCGCCCUGCGGGUCGUGCAGAAGUACAGCGACGGGGACAAGUGGCUGGGGACGGGGCAGGACGCCUGGCCCGUGUCCUACCAGGGGAAAGACAUGGACGGCUCCCUCAUCCUGACCCACGGCGGCAAGCCCGACGACCAGCCACAGUUUCUGGAUGCCGCCGCCGCCUCUUUGUUAACGGAAGGGACGAAGGGCCGAGGGGUGUACUCCACGCCGGACAUCAGGAUCGCAGAGAAGUACUGCAAGAGGUUCAAGUCCAGAGUGGACGGGAAGACGUACCAGGUGGUCCUCCAGAACCGCAUAAACCCGGAAAAAAGGAAGUCGUGCCAGAGGCAAGACGUCUGGGUGGUGUACAUCCCCGAGGACAGCAGCGACGUGAGGGUGAGGGCCAUCGUGCAGGAGUCCAUCCGCCCGUACGGGCUGCUGCUGAAGCAGGUGUGAUGCAGCUGGAACGACCUGCCGUCACUUCAGCUUCAGGAUUUUCACAUCGUUAACAAAAAACUGAGAACAUGCUUCAAAUUCCCAACGGUGGGACUAAUAAAGGUAUCUUAUCUUAUGCUUGCUCCGCGCUCGUGGCAGGACGAGCUCUUGAAAGCUCUUUAUUGGGAGGGUGUGGGAUAAUAAACCAGUAUCGUCUCUUUAUCCUCACAGUUUAGUAAAAGUACGGCCGUCUGAUCAAAGCUCGCUGAUCCGCGCUGCCUUUCAGUCUCCUCACAGCUCCAAUCACAACUUUAGAUCCAAACCACCCAUAAAUAGGCCUUCAUCUCAAACACAGGAGGGAAGCGUGCAGCGCGGUUAGCGGCGUCCUGCCUCACGCUGGGAUCCUUUCGCUCGGUGUAAGAGUUGGAGGUCAGACCUCUGAGUCCCAAACUUCUUCACAUUCCUAGUUUUUAAGCCUCGAUAGUGAGGCGUCAGUCACAGGUGAGCGCACACCGGCUUUAAGCUUUUACUAAUUAAACUUCAUGUUGUUAUUUUUAAUAAGACUUGAGACUAAUGAGCUCAGGAUAACUUGCUCGCUGCAGUCUAAGAGACGAUAGAUCGUUAUUGUCACAGUUACCAUGAAACACAUACAGCUGCUGCCCCCUGCUGGUCCCAGCAACGACUGCAGGCUUCAGAGCUACAUCCAGGUGUGUUUCCAGUACAGGCUGAGGGUCGUCUGCAGAGACGCUGAAAGUGGCGUCAGAUUGAAUUCUCGUCCUGUUUUCCUUCCUGUCUGAUCAGCAGCACUGGAUCCACUCUUUUCUUUGAUGAUCAGAGAAGGAGAUGAUUUUGCUUCAGUGUUGUUCUUAUUUGAAAAUGUUGCUGUGAGGUGUGACGCCACAGGUCUGAUGUUUUUCAUGGCAUCGUUUCAAAUGUAAGAAUGGAAAUGCUAAAGAAUCUCUUAUAUUUAGCUUGUGCGGGGUCUCCACGCUGCCACCAGCUGUGAGAACAGAUGUUUUCCUUGUACAUGUGAAUUUGAUUUGCUUGAAUGGAAUUAAACAGAGCGCACUCA
This is a messenger RNA of Haplochromis burtoni (Burton's mouthbrooder), 2035 nucleotides long. RefSeq lists its product as uncharacterized. The record is from RefSeq and is a predicted model, not a curated record. The transcript is spliced from 2 exons. NCBI's taxonomy places the organism in Eukaryota, Metazoa, Chordata, Actinopteri, Cichliformes, Cichlidae. Bases 160 to 984 code for a protein of 274 amino acids.